Annulohypoxylon maeteangense is the source of this 3702-nucleotide messenger RNA. RefSeq lists its product as uncharacterized. Bases 1 to 3702 code for a protein of 1233 amino acids. The transcript has 9 exons. The record is from RefSeq and is a predicted model, not a curated record. Lineage: Eukaryota; Fungi; Ascomycota; Sordariomycetes; Xylariales; Hypoxylaceae. Gene Ontology annotation, molecular function: protein binding.
AUGGCAAACCAUACAAACCACGCGACUAACGUGCAGGCGCAUUUAAUUAUAUCAGACGCCUUUCAACGUUUUGAGAGAACGAUAGCUCCGGAAGACAUUACACUUCUUGGCAGCACAACGGUGAAAGAUGUUAUCGAUGCCAUGAUAACAAUCCAACAGGAUCUUCUUAACCGUAGGGAAAACAGGAAUCUGCGAAAAUUACACCCUUUUUUGGAAGGCCUGAGGAAGUAUGGACAGGCAAUUGACACACUCAGCAAUGGCCUGAGCCCGUAUUUACCUUGGGUCUGGGCACCAAUCAGACUGGCAUUGCAGAUAACAUCUGACCACCUUGAUGCCUUCGACAGACUAGUUGAGGCAUAUUCCCGUAUAUCGGAAACACUCCCACGCUUCGAGAAGAUUGGCGAUGCAUUCAAAGACAAUUCUGAAAUUGGUAUCAAGCUAGCACUUUACUAUGCAGACAUCCUAGAGUUCCACCGUCGCGCUUACAAAUUCAUUCGAAGAAAGUCGUGGAGGUUCUUCUUUCAAACAACUUGGGGCCAAUUCGAAGUUCGAUUCAAAGCGAUUCUUACCAGCAUGGCGCAUCAUAGUGAUAUGAUAAUGCAAGAAGCUAUUUCUAUCGACUUGAUCGAAGAAAAGGCAUGGAGAGAAAAGCUGAUGGCCGAGUCUGAGAAGACGGAGAAAAUAAGAAACGACGCACAAAUGCAGUCCGUAGUUUCAUGGCUCGGAAUCAAAUCUACACCCCAAGAGGACGAAUGGGAACGAUUACUUCAAGAUCGCCUCCCCGGAAGCAACGACUGGAUAUAUGACAAAUUUGAAGGUUGGAUCCAGAAUGACUCCCACCACCCCAUAGUCUGGCUCCAUGGGAAGCCCGGAGCAGGCAAAAGCACUAUAUGUGCAAGCAUAUUGGAGACACUAGAGCAACGAAAGAUACCUACAUUAUACUAUUUUUGCAGGUUUCAUUCCAGAGAUACAAUCUCUGAUAUUCUCAAAUCGAUGGCCAUUCAAUUGAUCACAAAAGACCCUGAUAUAACAGCUAUUGCUUAUAGGGAAUACGUUUCGAAGCACGCCAUGCCCUCCUUGAAAGUUCUACGUGCCAUGGUAAUAGGUUCGACUGACAAACCAGGGAUGAUUAGAGGCAUAUCUCCGUGUCGUCUUGUUAUCGACGGUUUAGAUGAGUGCGACUUAAAGGAGCAACCACUUAUCAUCAACGACUUCUCACAGCUUGUUUCUUCUAACAACCCUACUCGUAGCUACAAGGUCUUGUUUUGCAGCAGGGAAAUCCCAUCAGUGAGCAAAUCUCUUCAUAAAAGGGGAAGAAAAUUGCUUCAAAUCUCCUUAUCUGCCGAAAGCAAUAUCGUCAACGCCUCAAUCCGGAGUUUCGUUACUAGUCGCUUGAACGAUCACGAGGAAUACUACCCAUCAGUUCAGUUAAACCCUAACGUGAAAGAAGAGCUAGGCAAGAUCAUCAUCGACAAAGCUGAUGGCAUGUUCCUCUGGGCUAAAUUAGUCCUUAACUCGAUUGCCAAUAUCGAUAGCAACGCAGACCUGCACGAUGCUGUGACGAAAAUGCCAACGGACCUAACAGAACUAUAUGAUGUAAUUACUAAUCGAAUGUAUAGUCAGAUUGGGAAUGGAUCGGACAAGAUUUCCAGAAUUUUCGCUUGGCUUGUGUUCGCGAAAAGACCAUUGAGGAAAAGAGAAGUUCUUCAUGCCAUUGCAAUCACCACCGAGACCCCGUACUUGGAGGACUGGAACAGACUCAGCGGCACAGUCAUUGAAAAAUGCAAACCUUUGAUAGAAGAGUUAUCCGAUGGCACAAUCUCAUUAGUUCAUUAUACAGUUCGAGAGUAUCUGACUAGUAGAUGUACUGUCGGCCGAAUUACACCCGUAAGCUGUAAAAGCUCGAUCGCUUUUAGUUGCGCGAGAGUCCUCACAGAUGGUCUUCACCUACUCGAUCCAAAUCUCUCUGUCCCCGAAAAGCUUCACCAAGUUGUCGAUGGAUGCCACGCUUUACUACCGUACUCCAUAGACUUUUGGGUUGAUCACCUCUUAGAUUACUUGGGCCACGACGAACUAGAGUCACUAUCCGAAGUGGCGAAAGCAUUGAAAGCCUUGGAAACUCUUCACGGCCGAGUUCUUAAUCAGCUGAGACAUACAGAUAAGAUAGUUGCAUCAUCACACGAUGAUCUUCAUCCAGUAACCAUUGACAAAAUUCUUGCAUUAUACGUCUGUGCCUCUACGAUUUCCUUUCGACAAGAGCGGAAAAACCAAUCUAUGGAAAAUGGCGCAGAUUUCGAAUCUAAAUCGUUGGAGAAAGACCCAACUCUUUUCACGGAGCUAGCAGUCAAGUUUGAAUGCCUCGUCAAGAAGCUAUUGUCAGGAGAAGAGCUUCCAGAGAAUAUACCGCACGGUCUCCUUGAAAUAUUCCGACAGGAGUCUUGCCAAUGUUCCUUUCGCUGUCGAUUUUCGCCUUGUACAAGUGCUACGCUUGGGUUUGCAUCUGAGUCUGCAAGACUUUCACACGAGCAACUGCACAUCAAAUGUCUUUUUUGUGACAAACAGGACUGUCCAAUAGGUCGGAUUGGUUUCAAGACACAGCAAGACCUGAGUAAACACAAUCGGAUAUACCACGAAGAGGGAAGUAUUUUAGUCCCUGCUAGGAUACGGAGGCUCCCAUCGGUAGAACCUGUGUUAUCCGAAGAACCCCAACCAUCAGAAGAGCCCCAGCCAUCAGAAGAAUCCGAACCAGAGGAAAUUCAAGUAGGAGAGUCUCAGGAGGAGAUCAAAAUUAAAUUGAUCCUCACGCUUCGCAUUGGAGCACAGCAACCCCUCAUAUCUUUAAGUGAUAAUGGCUGUUUUAUAGCAACGUCAGACAUUGGGACUGUACAUGUUCACGAUAUCCGAGGUAGAAUCUCGUUACUAGAUUUCUCCCGUGAUAGCCCUAUAACGGAUUGUACAGCACUUGCUUUUAGCCCAAACAAUAAAUUUUUAGCAACAGCCUACGUUGACAAGGUCCUAAUGAUAUGGGAUGUCGAAACGCAGAGCGUCUUCAAAAAAUAUGAUCGCUAUUCCAUCAAAUUUGGCCAGUUCAAAUUCAGUCCUGAUGGGAAAAUGAUAGCUAUUCUUGACUAUAACUGUAUAAGGAUCUUGGACUUCGACGGAAAGUGGCGAUCAAAUACAAAGUUAGAGCACCGUAUAAUUUCAACUGAGGGACAUGUCCUAGACUUCGUCUUCUCUCCGAAUUGUCUCUACCUAGCCGCGAGAAAGUCAACAUCACCACUGCUCCAGAUCUGGAACAUAGAGUCCGGCGAGGAGGUCGGAAUUCAGAGAAAUAUCCUGAAUAGUACAUUAAAUGAUGUAUGCUUCUCGCCAGACGGUUACAGUAUUGCUACCAUUGAAAAUAGUAUGAUACAAAGAUGGAACUUUUCGAAUUUAAUGCAGACUGGUGCGGACGAAGCGUCGAGAAAAAGUAUUAUAAAACUUUCUAUACCAAAUUUUGGGUUUAGUGUAGCCUAUACUCCCGAUAGUCAGUAUAUCAUAUCUGGAGACUGGGACGGUGUCUCAUUUUAUGAGAAUACAAAGGCAGGGCAGCUUAAAAAGAGACACGAAGGCGAUUCUUUGAUUCGGGUUCUAAUUUCCAGAUCGGAGCGUGUGUUUGCUACAGUCACAGCGAGGGGAGAAGUAAAAGUUUUCUCAUAUUAA